GGUACACCUAAGACAAAAUAUUAAAAAAUCUAGUUGUGUAAACUGGUGUGGUAUAUACAUCAACAUCAGUGGCUGGUGGUGGGUGGUUCAGUAUCUCACCGCCGCAUCAUCAUCUUCACUGCAAGCUUUUCCGACAAUCCAGCUUGUUCUUCCUCCACAAGCAAUCAUAUCAACCAACCCAACUUUUAUAAACAAAGUGAAAGACUGCUGUGUUCAUAAUUCUUUCAUUAGGGUUUUGUGUUCUUUGUAAUCUGAGUGCAAAAAGAUUGGUGCUUUUGGCUUCAACUCCCGAGGAAAUCAAGACUCUUUCUUGGGCCAUAUUCCAUAAGCAUCAUUAAAGAUUUUCUACCCAUAAUUAAGUUGAAGAAUAUGAAUAACUUUUCACAUGUUCCUCCCGGUUUUAGAUUCCACCCAACGGAUGAAGAACUUGUAGAUUACUACCUCAGGAAAAAGAUUGCGUCGAAAAGAAUUGAUCUUGAUGUUAUCAAAGACAUUGAUCUCUAUAGGAUUGAGCCAUGGGACCUUCAAGAUUUAUGCAAGCUAGGAACUGAGGAGCAAAAUGAUUGGUAUUUCUUUAGCUACAAGGAUAAGAAGUACCCAACAGGAAAUCGCACGAAUAGAGCCACAAAAGCUGGCUUUUGGAAAGCCACUGGAAGAGAUAAGGGCAUAUACUCCAAGAACAAUUUAGUUGGCAUGAGAAAGACCUUGGUGUUCUACAAAGGUCGAGCACCAAAUGGACAGAAAUCAGAUUGGAUAAUGCAUGAGUAUAGACUAGAAACAAAUGAAAACAACACUUCUCAGGAAGAAGGAUGGGUUGUAUGCAGGGCAUUCAAGAAGGGAAUAACGACUGUUCGUAGGAUGGAUGAAUACCAUUCGUUGUGCCGGUUUGAUGAUCAAGUUUCAUUCAUGCCAAAUUUUGAACCACCAAGGAUAACUAAUCCUUACACUUCAACUAGUUCAUACCAUCACCAGUUCCUUGCAAAAUCGGAGCUCGAUCAAUUGCAUUACAACUUACAUCAAGAUCACCCCUUCCUUCAACUUCCCCAACUAGAAUCUCCCAACAUUCAACAUACCCCUGCUCCCAAUUUUCAACCAACAACUCAACAGUUGAACAUCAACUUGCUUUAUGGUAACAGUGGUGAACAAGAUCUUCAAGUGACUGAUUGGCGGUUACUUGAUAAAUAUGUUGCUUCACAGCUUACUAAUGAUCAAGAACCUUCUAAACCUCUUCCAUCUCCCGAUAUGUCUGAACAUAUACACCUGCUUUUAUGUGAGUCUAAGAGCGAAGAAAUGACAUCAGAAUGUGCUUCAAUAUCUACCUCUACUUGCCAGGUUGAUCUUUGGAAGUAAUGAACUAACAAAAAAGAAUUGAGUUUCUAACUACAGUUACCAAAUAAGGGGAGAAAGAUGCUAAAUAUAUAUUGGCGAAAAACUGUCAUGUAGUGGUCUUUAUCAUAUUAAUUUGUCAGUCUAAGCAUUGUUUAGUAGAUAUGUAUGUAAUUCAUAUUACACAUCUCUAAUUAUGUAUGUGUGUACUUUGAUUGUUUUGGUUUGUUAAGACUAAUUAACAAAGAUAUGGAAGUGCUUAAUUAAUGUAUUGUUUCUUU
Molecule: messenger RNA, 1607 nt
Organism: Helianthus annuus (common sunflower)
Lineage: Eukaryota; Viridiplantae; Streptophyta; Magnoliopsida; Asterales; Asteraceae
Product: NAC domain-containing protein 7
Exons: 4
Coding region: 370-1350 (326 amino acids)
Biological process (GO): regulation of DNA-templated transcription
Molecular function (GO): DNA binding
Source: RefSeq, a predicted model, not a curated record